Paramecium sonneborni is the source of this 385-nucleotide messenger RNA. The record is from the annotation of a GenBank genome assembly. Lineage: Eukaryota; Ciliophora; Oligohymenophorea; Peniculida; Parameciidae.
AUGAAAAUAAAAAUAUAAAAUAUAAGUUUAAAAUACUUUUGGAAAAGAAAAGUAAUAGAAGCUUUUUUUUAGAAAUUGGGAAAAUUGUUAUAUUUUAGUUUUUAAGAAUAAAUAGAAUAAGAAUCAAGUAACUAGUUAGCUUUUAGGGUCAUUUAAAUAAAUAAUCAAUUAAAAUUAAGUCUUUUUGGAUCUAAUGUAUUGUAUUGAGUUGUAUAUAUUAAAUAAGAAUGGAGUAUAAAACUGAAUUUAUUAGAAAGGAUAUAAUUUAUUUAGAUUUUGACUUGUAAGGAAAUAAAUCAAAGAUUUGCUGAUUGCAGCAAUAAAAUGUAUUUCAAUCAAAUUAUUAUAAGAACACUAAAAUCAUCCAAUAAAAUGCAAACAUUGA